CAUCCUCUCGCUUGUCCUGGGAGACUGUUUUGCGCGAGUCCUUGGAGCUUUCAAGAUGAGUGAUAAUCAACCCCUUGCUCAACCCUCGGGCUCCUCGGAUGUCCCCAUUGAAGGCCCUCCGGUCAAAAGACCCUGCACCAUCGACACGCCACCCAUCGCCUUGACGCCAGCCGACGAUGGAAGUGACUUUUACAAUACGCCUUUGGCUGCAGGGACGCCAGCAGAAACCGGCGCUGCCAAGGACCAGGCCGAUCUGUCUCAAACUCAGGCCAACGAGUCGGACGCCGCCUCAAAUGCCCACCCACUGAUUCCAGGAUUGAACCUGGUCAAUGACAGUCUCAAAGAUCUGCAGCCAGAGGAGGUCGAAUCACAGAGCACCACAACCUUGGCCGGUGAGCACGAGGGUACUGCUCCUGCCAACCAGCAUGCAACUGCACCAGCAGAGCCUGAGAAGGUGGAGCAGACCAAGGAAGAGCCUGCUGUGGGAGGCACAGACGCGAUGGAGGUGGACGCCAGCGAGAAACAGGAGACCCAACAGUCAGGAAAUGCAACCGGGAUCGAAAGUGCAAGCGCCCCUGGGGAGGCAUCUGCCACGAAUGGCGCGGAAGAUGCCCAGGACGAAGAGGACGAUGAGCACCCCGAGUGGGAAAUUGAUUCCUCUCCCUACGAAUCCUCCUCCGAUGACUCUUCCACCGAUUCCUCCGACGACAGCGACGAUGACGACGAAGAUUACCCCAUUCUGAGCCCCGAAGAACAAGCGCGGAUCUUGAUGCAGGCGGAACUCGGCUCCGACGACGAAGGAGACGGAAAGGGUAAAUCAGGUGGUCACCUCCGAACGGCGAACGAAGUCGAUGAAGAAGCGCCCCCGAUCCCCGAAAUCACCAUCACGCCCGAGAUGAAGGUUGUGCUUCUGGGUCAUGUGGAGGCAAUUGUCGAGAACACCCUCCUGAUCGCUGCCAACACGACCGGCGAGUACCAGGUGCUUGAAGCCGGCUCGCUCCUUUGCCUGGAGAACCGGACCGUCGCCGGCGUGGUUUGCGAGACGCUUGGAAGGGUUGAGAACCCGCUAUAUGCCGUUCGGUAUCCGACUGCUGCCACCAUCACCGAGCGUGGCCUGUCCAAGGGCACCAACGUGUUCUACGUCGUCGAACACUCUACCUUCGUCUUCACUCAACCUCUCAAGGGCAUGAAGGGAAGCGAUGCAUCGAACUUCCACGACGAGGAAAUCGCCGAAGACGAGGUUGAAUUCUCCGACGACGAAGCCGAAGCAGAGUACAAGCGCAAGCUGAAGCAAAAACGCCAGGAGAAGAAGGACGCCCGGAACGAGAACGGUCCCGCCAGAGGCAGAAGAGGUCCCCCGGGCCCCUCCAAGCUCAACCAAAGCGAGCUGAACUACGACGACAACCCAGCUGACGAUGGAUAUACACCGCUGGCCCGCCCCAAGAACCUGCACGAGAUGAUGCGCCAACAGGAAGCCCCCGUUGAAGCCGAUGGCCACUCCGGCCCGAGCAGAAACAACUCCGGCUUCCGUGGCGGUAGAGGUCGUGGUCGAGGAUCUGACCGCGGCCGGGGUGGCCGUGGCCGCGGAGGAGGCACCGGAGCAAGGGACUCUCACGAACCGGCUUCGCAUCAAGACCGUCAACCAUACUACCAACAUCAGCACCAGCAGCACCAAGCACAGACCCCUCAACCUCAGCAACACCACCCCUACCCCCAGCAAGCGUAUCCCACGGCCCAGCAAGGCGGUUACGCUCUCCCUCAACAAUUCCCCUUCGCACCCUUCCAGCCCCAACAACCUCAGCCCUACGGCCAAGGUGCAGUGCCAGCACCGUUCAAUUUCCAAAUGCCCUUCCAGCAGGCCUACCAACAACCCAACCCAUACCAGCAGCUUCCUGCUAAUGUGCAUAUCAACCCUCUGUUCCUGGCUGCUCUUCAGCAACAGCAACAACAACAGCAGCAGCAGCAGCAACAGCAGCAACAGCCCCAGCAAGCGCCGGGACAACAACCGCAACAGCCUACCAUGAACUUUGACCAGGUGAAGGCGCAGUUGGACCUUUUGCGGCAACUAAGCAACAAUAACCAGGGGCCGCCUCGUUCGUGAUGAUAUGAUAUGAUUCGCUGGAAUUGGUCGCUAUUGUUCAGUCGCUGUUAUUAUAUACUUUCCUUUUCUUUCUAGUCAUGGGUUCGGUUGCAUAUUAGGAGCUGGGCAUCGCUUUCGGAUGGGUAAUAAAAAGUUACGCUACUGCUUCCUCUAGAUCUUCACAAUCUGGCACAUGUACAGUGUUAUAGCCUCACUACCGGAAUUAUUGUGGGAGGUGUC
Messenger RNA from Aspergillus ibericus CBS 121593, 2320 nucleotides. Its product is annotated as RNA-binding snoRNP assembly protein NAF1. Lineage: Eukaryota; Fungi; Ascomycota; Eurotiomycetes; Eurotiales; Aspergillaceae. The record is from RefSeq and is a predicted model, not a curated record. The transcript has a single exon. Gene Ontology annotation, biological process: ribosome biogenesis; box H/ACA snoRNP assembly; pseudouridine synthesis. Gene Ontology annotation, molecular function: RNA binding. Gene Ontology annotation, cellular component: sno(s)RNA-containing ribonucleoprotein complex. The coding region runs from base 56 to 2101 and encodes 681 amino acids.